AUGGCGGCUGCGGCAGCAGCGGUGGGUGUCAGGCUCCGAGACUGCUGCAGCAGGGGCGCUGUGCUCCUGCUCUUCUUUUCCCUGUCCCCUCGGCCCCCGGCCGCCGCCGCCUGGCUGCUGGGCCUGCGGCCCGAGGACACCGCUGGAGGCCGCGUGUCCCUGGAGGGGGGCACCCUGCGCGCCGCCGAAGGCACCAGCUUCCUCCUGCGCGUCUAUUUCCAGCCCGGGCCCGCGGCGCCCGUGGAGCCGGUGCCCACACCCACCCUUUCCCCAGGGGAGAACGGCACCGGCGACUGGGCUCCACGGCUCGUGUUUAUCGAGGAGCCUCCGGGCGGGAGUGGCGCGGCGCCCAGCGCUGUCCCCACGCGCCCCCCGGGGUCGCAGCGCUGCCGCGAGCAGAGCGACUGGGCAUCAGACGUGGAGGUCCUGGGGCCCCUGCGUCCCGGAGGCGUGGCGGGCUCAGCUCUAGUCCAGGUGCGGGUGCGGGAACUGCGUAAGGGCGAGGCAGAGCGAGGCGGCACGAGCGGUGGCGGGAAGCUCUUCUCUCUGUGCGCCUGGGACGGGCGCGCCUGGCACCACCACGGCGCCGCCGGCGGCUUCCUGCUGCGCGUACGCCCGCGGCUCUAUGGCCCGGGCGGGGACCUGCUGCCCCCCGCGUGGCUGCGGGCGCUCGGAGCGCUCCUGCUGCUCGCCCUGUCUGCCCUGUUUAGCGGCCUGCGCCUGAGCCUGCUCUCGCUGGACCCGGUGGAGUUACGGGUGCUGCGGAACAGCGGCUCGGCCGCCGAGCAGGAGCAGGCGCGCCGAGUGCAGGCCGUGCGCGGCAGGGGGACCCAUCUGCUCUGCACCCUGCUCCUGGGCCAAGCCGGAGCCAACGCGGCCCUGGCGGGCUGGCUGUACGCCUCGCUGCCGCCGGGCGUCGGGGGCACUGGGGAAGACUACGGCGACGCGGGGACCCACUUCCCCUGGCUGCCGGCGCUCGUGUGCACCGGCGCCGUGUUCCUGGGCGCAGAGAUCUGCCCCUACUCGGUGUGUUCGCGGCACGGGCUGGCCAUCGCCUCCCACAGCGUGUGCCUGACCCGGCUCCUGAUGGCGGCCGCUUUCCCCGUGUGCUACCCGCUGAGCCGCCUGCUGGACUGGGCGCUGCGCCAGGAGAUCAGCACCUUCUACACGCGGGAGAAGCUGCUGGAGACGCUGCGGGCCGCGGAUCCUUACAGCGACCUGGUGAAAGAGGAGCUCAACAUUAUCCAGGGCGCCCUGGAGCUGCGCACCAAGGUGGUGGAAGAGGUGCUGACCCCUCUUGGGGACUGCUUCAUGCUGCGCUCCGACGCUGUGCUGGAUUUCGCCACUGUCUCCGAGAUCCUGCGCAGCGGCUACACUCGCAUCCCCGUGUACGAGGGCGACCAGCGGCACAACAUUGUGGACAUUCUGUUUGUCAAGGACUUGGCCUUCGUGGACCCCGACGACUGCACGCCGCUUCUCACGGUCACCCGCUUCUACAACCGGCCCCUGCACUGCGUCUUCAAUGAUACCCGGCUGGACGCGGUGUUGGAGGAGUUUAAGAAGGGAAAGUCUCACCUGGCCAUUGUCCAGCGGGUGAAUAAUGAGGGAGAAGGGGACCCCUUCUAUGAGGUGAUGGGCAUUGUCACACUGGAGGACAUCAUAGAGGAGAUCAUCAAGUCGGAGAUCCUGGAUGAAACUGACCUCUACACCGACAAUCGGAAAAAGCAGAGGGUCCCACACAGGGAGAGGAAGCGGCACGACUUCUCCUUGUUUAAGCUUUCUGACUCGGAGAUGAGGGUGAAGAUCUCUCCACAGCUUCUGCUGGCCACACACCGCUUCAUGGCCACAGAAGUGGAGCCGUUUAAGUCUCUGUACCUCUCGGAGAAGAUCCUGCUCCGGCUCCUGAAACAUCCCAACGUGAUCCAGGAGCUGAAGUGUGAUGAGAAGAACAAGAAGGCCCCGGAACACUACCUGUACCAGCGCAACCGCCCUGUGGACUACUUUGUGCUACUUCUGCAGGGUAAAGUGGAGGUGGAGGUUGGUAAGGAAGGCCUUCGCUUCGAGAACGGAGCCUUCACCUACUAUGGUGUCCCAGCCAUCAUGACCACUGCUUGCUCAGAUAACGAUGUGCGGAAGGUUGGAAGUCUGGCUGGAUCCUCUGUCCUUCUAAACCGGUCCCCUUCCCGCUGCAGCGGGUUGAACCGCUCCGAGUCUCCGAGCCGUGAGCGCAGCGACUUUGGGGGAAGCAACACCCAGCUGUGCAGUAGCAGCAACAACCUCUACACACCCGACUACUCAGUCCACAUCCUCAGCGACGUGCAGUUUGUGAAGAUCACGCGGCAGCAGUACCAGAAUGCGCUCACCGCCUGCCACAUGGACAGCACACCCCAGUCCCCCGACAUGGAGGCCUUCACUGAUGGGGACUGCACCAAGGCCCCCAUGACCCGGGGCACACCCCAGACCCCCAAGGAUGACCCUGCCGUCACCCUCCUGAGCAACAGGAACAGCCUGCCGUGCAGCCGUUCAGAUGGGCUGAGAAGCCCUGGUGAGGUCAUGUACCUGAGGAUGGAGGAGAUGGCCUUCACCCAGGAGGAGAUGACAGACUUCGAGGAGCAGAGCACACAGCAACUCUCACUGUCUCCUGCAGCUGUUCCCAUGAGAGCAGCAUCAGAUAGUGAAAGUUGUCAUAUCAACCUGGACACAGAGACCAGCCGCUGCAGCAGCAGCUUUGAGGAAACCAUGGGCCAGAAGUUGCUGAGAACCUUGAGUGGUCGAAAAAGGAAGAGGUCACCAGAUGGAGAGAGAACCUCUGAGGAGAACUCCAACUUAACCCCUCUCAUCACAUGACAGGGCAGUCAGCGUUCGCUGGGUGCGUGAGAUUCCAGAGCUUUGGGGAGAACCCGUCCUCCCAUCAUCUGCUUCUCCCCAAGGCCUCCCACAGGUGACAGAGCGUUCCGCUUUCCUUACCACCUCUUCACCCCUAGCUGUCAGUUUGGCAGAUUUUCCCUCGUUCCUCCAGUUUGACUCAGAGCCUUGCGGUAGCCAUAACGGAAGGAGGUGCCUCAGUGGAACAUGCUAGAAAUGGUCUUAUCCACAGCACAGUCUGGGACUGGAGAAGAAAUGACCCCAGGCUGACAGUGCCACUCGAGGAUCCCUGAUGCCCUUUUUUGUUCUUUGGUGUCCCCUGGCACCAUAUUUCAUAC
Molecule: messenger RNA, 3203 nt
Organism: Balaenoptera ricei (Rice's whale)
Lineage: Eukaryota; Metazoa; Chordata; Mammalia; Artiodactyla; Balaenopteridae
Gene: CNNM1
Product: cyclin and CBS domain divalent metal cation transport mediator 1
Exons: 11
Coding region: 1-2847 (948 amino acids)
Biological process (GO): magnesium ion homeostasis; transport
Cellular component (GO): plasma membrane
Molecular function (GO): transmembrane transporter activity
Source: RefSeq, a predicted model, not a curated record